Mycotypha africana is the source of this 1464-nucleotide messenger RNA. RefSeq names its product fatty acid desaturase-domain-containing protein. Lineage: Eukaryota; Fungi; Mucoromycota; Mucoromycetes; Mucorales; Mycotyphaceae. The coding region runs from base 62 to 1255 and encodes 397 amino acids. Gene Ontology annotation, biological process: lipid metabolic process. Gene Ontology annotation, molecular function: oxidoreductase activity, acting on paired donors, with oxidation of a pair of donors resulting in the reduction of molecular oxygen to two molecules of water. Gene Ontology annotation, cellular component: membrane. The record is from RefSeq and is a predicted model, not a curated record. The transcript has a single exon.
ACAACAACAACAGCAGCAGCAACCGUUAGCUCUGAACGCAACGUGGGAUGGUAACCUCGACAUGAAAGCGUUUGAUGAUGCUAUAGAAGAGCUCUAUAUGCAUCACUCAAAAGAUUUAGCUAGGGACUCUUUAGCACAACAAAAUCUGAACAAAGAAAAGAUACGAGAAGCUUAUCGAAGACUAGAACAGAAGAUACAAGCACGAGGUCUAUUUAAAUGCAAUUAUUGGAAAUACGCUAUAGAGUCAUGUCGCUAUCUAUCUUUCAUCUCUUUAUCAUUAUGGUUCACGCUAGGUGGAACCACAACAUGGCAUUAUAUAACAGGUGCCUGUUUUAUGGCUUUAUUUUGGCAUCAACUCGUCUUCACAGCUCACGAUGCGGGUCAUAAUGGUAUAACUGGCCGUUCUGAAAUUGAUCAUAUCAUUGGUGUGAUCAUUGCCGAUUUUAUUGGUGGACUCAGUUUAGGUUGGUGGAAAGAUAAUCAUAAUGUGCACCACAUCGUUACCAAUCAUCCUGAGCACGACCCCGAUAUUCAGCAUAUGCCAUUUUUUGCUAUUACUACAAAGUUCUUCAACAAUAUUUAUUCCACGUAUUACAAACGCGUGUUACCAUUUGAUACCGUCUCGAAAUUUUUUCUUAGACGUCAACAUCAUCUCUAUUAUCUCAUUUUAGCGUUCGGUCGUUUUAACCUACAUCGUUUGUCAUUCAUGUAUCUUUUCUCCAAAAAGAAUGUCAGAACGCGAAAGUUAGAAUUAACAGGCAUCGCUACAUUUUUCGUAUGGUAUAGUAGCUUACUAUCUACCUUACCGACUUGGAAUAUCCGAAUGGCUUACUUGUUUAUAUCGUACAUGUUGACUUUUCCUCUUCAUGUUCAGAUUACGUUAUCUCAUUUCGGAAUGUCUACUGAAGAUAAAGGACCCAAUGAGCCUUUCCCUGCAAAGAUGUUACGUACGACCAUGGAUGUCGAUUGUCCAGAAUGGCUGGAUUGGAUACAUGGCGGAUUACAAUAUCAAGCAGUGCAUCAUUUGUUCCCCCGAUUACCGCGCCAUAAUUUACGCGCCUGUGUGCCGUUAGUGAAAGAAUUUUGUAACGAGGUGGGGCUUCAUUACUAUAUGUACAAUUUUACUACCGGCAAUGGUGUGGUCUUGGGCGCCUUAAAAUCAGUAGCAGAUCAAGUAGCUUUUUUGAACAACGUAGCCAAGAAUAAUGCAGAUAUCUGGGCAGGGAAGGAAGGCAAGAAGCUCCAGUCAAGAUAACAAGCCCAUGAUCUAUAACACAUUAAAUGCCGCAAAAUAGAGAAUAUUCCCCCAAUCAGUGCCAAAGAAAAAGAUAAUUAAGCAAAAUUAAAUGCAUGCGUCAGUUAAUUAUCUCUGUAAGUCUUUGCUAAAGUUUGGAGUCUAUUCAUGCUGCCAUAUUAUCCAUUGCUAGUAUCACAUUUGCGACAGAGCUUUUUGUGUUGUUUUUU